UCUGUGUACAUUUCUCCUGCAAUAAUCGUCCGGCAUUUGACGCAGUGCGUUGCUAAUUUCCGAGAUAAAAAGCUUGAAAACCCUUGAUAAGCGGCACCGAGACCCCUCGAGCGUCCCACGGGCCCCCAAAGUUCUCCAGGAAGUCUCCCAGGCCCAGUCCCACCGCGAGUUUCUCCAAAGACUCGAGAAAAAAGUGCAAACUCCGAGAAAAAAAAACAGGGAAAAAGAGGUUGGAACAAUUUCGUUAGGGAGGGAACGCUUGGCGCGUUACGGCGAUAGAUCGAAACAUUGACAUUGGGCGGGGGCGGCGGAGAGGGGGCAACGAGGAGAGUUUGUCGGCCAUUUUGGCGUGUCAGUGUGUUUCUCGUUACGUUCCCCUGUGGAUUUCUGAAUACUACGCUCGCUAAUCGGCAUCGGUGUACAUCCUUCACGAGAUUAAUAGGAUCACUGAACUGUUUUCGAGAUGAUGACCGAAACGCAUAUUAAUUCCAAUCACAUGCUGAAUUCGGGUCUGACCAGUAAGUCAGACCAUGAGAAGAUGGACGAUGUGGGCUGGAAAGCAAAACUUAAAAUUCCACCAAAGGACAAACGCAUCAAGACAAGUGAUGUCACAGACACACGUGGUAACGAUUUCGAAGAAUUCUGCUUGAAGCGAGAACUUUUGAUGGGAAUAUUUGAGAAAGGAUGGGAGAAACCAUCGCCAAUUCAAGAAGCCAGUAUACCAAUUGCCCUGUCUGGUAAAGAUAUUCUGGCCCGUGCCAAGAACGGUACAGGAAAGACUGGAGCUUACUCAAUCCCAGUAUUGGAGCAGGUUGACGCCAAGAGAGACGUUAUCCAAGCAUUAGUCAUAGUGCCUACCAGAGAAUUAGCAUUGCAGACAUCUCAAAUCUGUAUUGAGCUCGCUAAACACAUGGAUGUUAAGGUUAUGGUGACCACUGGUGGAACUAAUCUGCGUGAUGACAUUAUGAGGAUUUACCAAAAAGUUCAAGUGAUUAUUGCAACACCAGGUCGUAUUCUCGAUCUGAUGGACAAAAAUGUCGCCAACAUGGAUCACUGCAGAAUUUUGGUACUUGACGAGGCUGACAAACUCCUAUCACAAGACUUCAAAGGCAUGUUGGAUCAUGUUAUUUCCAGAUUACCCCAGGAACGACAGAUAUUGCUGUAUUCAGCCACGUUUCCCCUCACUGUUAAACAAUUCAUGGAAAAACAUUUGAGAGAUCCAUACGAGAUUAACUUGAUGGAGGAGUUGACACUUAAGGGUGUCACACAGUACUACGCCUUUGUUCAGGAACGCCAGAAAGUCCACUGCCUCAAUACAUUAUUUUCAAAACUCCAAAUAACACAGAGUAUUAUAUUCUGCAACUCAACGCAGCGGGUUGAAUUGUUGGCCAAGAAAAUCACAGAUUUGGGGUAUUGCUGCUAUUACAUUCAUGCCAAAAUGGCACAAGCACACAGAAAUCGUGUGUUCCAUGAUUUUCGCGCUGGCCUAUGCCGAAAUUUGGUAAGCAGUGACUUGUUCACGCGCGGUAUUGACGUCCAGGCUGUGAACGUUGUAAUAAACUUUGAUUUUCCAAAAAUGGCUGAGACCUAUCUCCACCGUAUCGGUCGCUCUGGCAGAUUUGGCCACUUGGGUAUUGCCAUUAAUCUGAUAACUUACGAGGAUCGUUUCAAUCUCCAUCGUAUUGAGUCUGAGCUUGGUACAGAGAUCAAGCCAAUUCCCAAAGUGAUAGAUCCAAGCUUAUACGUUGCAAGACCAGACGACAGCAACAGUAUGGAGGAAGGUAAUGUGUCGAAGUAGUUUGUCUCAACGAUUAUAUCAAGAACAUUGAAAAACCAGAAUCGCAAAUUUUGCAUUAAAUAAACACCCAUAAAUACAUUAAAUUAAAAAACCCUAAAAAAUAAAAAAAAAUGAUGGAAGAAAUACAGGAAGAGGAGGAGGAGGAAGUGUUUUUUUUUUCUGGUGACUCGUACAUACUAUGGCAUUAAUCCUCGAUUACUUCGAACACAAAAACGUGAGAUAGUGAAAAAAAAAUAUAAUUAAAAUACCAACAAAACUGGAAUAAACGUUACUUAAGUCUGAUAAAAUGUCUCAAUGGGGUGUGCGUGCUUGUAGCCAGUGUAAAAAGACAGUUCAAGUGCUAAAAAAGACGUAAAGGAAGACUCAAUCAACAAGAAGAAAAAUACAUGGAGAAAUUCAUUGAAAUUCGCAGCUGUUCACUUCUUCGUUACAAAAUGGAUGAACAGAGGGAUUAAUAGAACGAAGAUGUGAUUUUUUUUUUUGUAAAUAUUAUGGUUAAACCGAGGAGAAUCAAUCACAUCAAUUGAAAUCGGUUUGAUUGAGAGACAUUAUUUCAAAAAAUAUAAAAACAAAACGAUAUGUUUAAAUUAAUUCGAUGAACUCAGUGACUGAAGUGUGAGCGUGUGCCGGUGCGAGUCAUUUAUUCUCUGUAAAUAGACAACAAUAACGUUUAAAUGUACAUAAUUGAUAAUUAAUUAGUCAGAGUCAAGCCAUUAUCAAGAGCACAACGCGUAGAAGGGGAUAUUCAUGGGAGAAUUGUUUGAAUUGAUACAGUGGAAGGGGUUAUUCUUAUGGAGGAAUUUAAAAUUGAUGGAUUUAUUGCAUUUUAUUCGUGUACAUACAGCAUGAGAACAAAUAUUGAGGGGGUUUUACUAAGGAUGAACGUUUUGAUACUGAGGGCCUCGUUCUUUAUUAAAUUGUGGGAUUCAAUUCAUUUGGGGAUGGGGGGGAAUUUUUUGAGGGUGGAAGGAUGAACCUUAAAUGGGGUACUACCUCGGUAACGAUGGGGUUGAGGGAAAAAUGUCAGAAGAUAUUUUUUGUGGGGAAUUUUCUUAUCUACAAAAGAACACUGAUGGUAUUUUUCACUAAAUCCACUCGUUAUCGAGAUAAUUGGGAAAUUAGUGAAAGUGUUUUGUUGAAUUUGAGGGAUUCGCAGGGUUAUUUCGUCCAGAAAAUUGUGAUUUAUCUCGGUGAUGACGGGUUUUGGGGGGAAAUGUUGCGGGACAUUUUUUGUGGGAAAUUUUCUCAGCUGCAAAAAAGGUUCAGGGGUGUUUUUCCCUAAAACCUGUUGCCAUCGAGAUAAUCAAGAAAAUGUGAAGUUUGAUUCAUCAAGUUUUCUCACUCCUCAAAUAAUUUGAUAAAAACUCUUAUUAAGAAGUUCAUUUUCUCUUGGCCUGUUCAAUUUCAUUGGUUCAUUUCAUCCACAGAGAAAGAAAAAUCAUAAUUUUUUUUCAUUAAUGAAAUCGUUACGUUUUUAACGUUUUCGAAUUUAUCAUACAACUGUAAAAUAAACAAAACGUAUGUAUAGUUUGAUUGUGGCUUGAUUUUGCAAUCUCAAUACGGUCAUAAAUACAACUCUGAAAAUCAAAUCACGAGAAUCCAGAAAAAAUUACGACCGAGAUAAAAAAAAUCUGUUUUUUUUCUUCUUUUUUUCCCAUAAAAAAAUUCAAAAACUUUUUUGUUUCUCCCUUUUCCCUGUUUAUUCCGUGUUUUUUUUUACCUCGAAUGUGAUUGGAGAAAUUUUUUUUAAUGGUACUGUGAUUGAGAAUCAGAGGGUUGUAAAAUUGACUAGUUUUAUACAAUUAUUUUUAUAACCGAUUUGGCUGAUGGGCUUCGUGGGCGCUGUGGGGGAUCGUAAAUACAAAAAUAAUUAAUUAUUGAAUGAUUUUAAUUCAUAAUUAACAUGCUGUUACGGUCCAUGAAGGAGAGUUAAAUUACCCCGGAUGUUUUCAUGAUUUUUUUCACCGAUUAAUUAACACUCGACGAAAUGAAAAUUAUGAAAAAAAAAGCAAAAAAUGAAGAAAAUGUGAAAGUAUUUGUACAAAACAUGGUGCUGUGAUGUUUUUCUUCACUAUUUCAAGACCCAGUAUCAAUCAUUGUCUCUGUACAUGAGUACUUGAUCAUUAAUAAUCCUCAGAAGUACUCGAAUGAUGAUUAAAAACAAAUUAAACGAUUAAAAUCAGUGGUGAAGUGGAUAAUAACGAAAAAUAAAAAAUCACACUUUCACUAAAUCGCGAUUAUCUCGAAAACUGCUGGGUUUAUUGAAAAAUGUCGUAAGAUAUUUUAUGUGGGAAAUUUGAUUCUCUACAAACAGUGUCUGAACAUAUUUUUUGAUAAAACCACUCGUUCACGUAAUCAUUACGAAAGUACAUCCCAGCGUCAUUUUUACCCCUUCACUACUGAUCAACGCUCAUUAAAAAUCGAAGAAUAAUCAAUUACGAUCCUGCACACCUACGAAACACAUAUAUAACAUCACGUAUACCUUUUUUUCACUCUACGAAAAUCGCAAGAACAUAAAACAAUUAAAACUAGCGAUAAAACCUGAAAUAUCGUAAAUCGACGAAAAACACUCGAAGAGACAUUUAUUGUAAAUGUGAACAUGUGAGUGAGGUUUGUGGGUGUGUGAAGUAACCUCCCAAUCCUCGAGAAAAUUCUUUGUAAUAUAACCGGGCCAAAAAAACCGAUACGAGAGUGGCAGUCGAGCAAAUGUGAGAGAAACGCGAUAAAAAAAAGGGAAAAAUGGUUUUUAAAAAAUUCUCUCCACAUCCGAAAUAAUCCUGAGGGCUCCGGCCCUCAUUACCGAGCAUUAAAAAUGAUUUUUUAAAAAAAUUGUCGAGGGAGAAUUGAAAAAUUUCCUCGAACUUGACGAGCGAAAAAGAAAAACAUGAAAAUAACGAAAAACCAUUUGCAAAUGAAUCUCUUUUUUUGACUCAACAAUCUUGUGUGAACCGACUGAUGAGUGCUGGUAGAUCCAUGCCACUAAAUGUAAAUUAUAGUCCAACGUAUUAAUUGCUAUUGCAAAGAAAAAUGCAACAAAAAUAUAUAUUAUAUAUAAAUAAAGAAGGAGAACGAAGAAUUGUGUCCAUCGACUUUUCACUCCAGAGAAGUCUGUAAAGAUGAAUUAAAUGCCCUUCAUUCUUUAUUUAUUCAAAUGAGGAUUGUGUUCGUUAUUAUGUUUGUGGUGGAAUGAAUAGAGCUGAAUGAAACAGAAUGGAGUUGAAUGAAAUGGCGAAACACCCGAAAAUAACAGAAAGGGGCAUUUUUAUUCUGGAUAAAAUGUAGAAUAACCGGUGAUAAUGUUUUCCAUUGUGGUUUUUAGGUUUAAUUAAAUGAUUGUGAGGCAUGAUGAUGGAUUAAUCGUUAGAUGAUGAGCUUGAAAGAUGAAAGAAGUUGUGUUAAUAGAGCAGAAUGGAAAAUAAGUCAACCAAAAGCAGUAACAACUGCAGUUGUAAUUGCAGUUUUAUCAUUUUCAUUAUUCGAUUGAUUAGUUUCGUUGGGGGUUACGAUUAUCUUCGAAUUAUUAUUUCUUACGAUCAAAGUGAGUUAGGGUGAUUCAGGGCUCGAUGGGAUCUCGUUAAUGUCCGGACUGAAUUAUUGGAGAAGUCUUGAAAUUUCUGUUUUUGGGGUCUUAUGGGCUGAAUAGUUUCAGUCUCGGGAGAUUAAUGCACCCAUCGAGGAAGGGGGAGGGGUUUUUUUUGGAGAGAACAUUGCGGUUGAGGUGAUGUCAGAUGGUGGAAACGUCUAAUAACAGAAAGUUUU
Molecule: messenger RNA, 5557 nt
Organism: Diachasma alloeum
Lineage: Eukaryota; Metazoa; Arthropoda; Insecta; Hymenoptera; Braconidae
Gene: me31B
Product: ATP-dependent RNA helicase me31b
Exons: 6
Coding region: 464-1798 (444 amino acids)
Biological process (GO): P-body assembly; cytoplasmic stress granule assembly
Cellular component (GO): cytoplasmic stress granule; P-body
Molecular function (GO): mRNA binding; ATP binding; RNA helicase activity
Source: RefSeq, a predicted model, not a curated record